AUGAACAAUAUGAUUUUGGUUCGCGUUAGAAAACCGGCACUUUCUACCACCAUAGCCUUGGCUCUAGGAGGAUCAGUUGCAUUUAUUGCGUGGUGGCUAUUCAAUCGUUCUUCGCGUCGAAGCAAAUCUUUCGAUACCGAUGAGUCUUACGAUCGUGCACCGAAGAUACAUGCUUCGCAGUAUGGAUUAACACAAUCUGGAUUUAGGAGUGGGCAGUCAGAGAAAAGCAUGUCUCUUCGAUCACGUUCUUCUUUUAAUCCACAACUAUUUGGAAGUCGCCAGAGGCAGUCUUCACGUGAUGCAGUUAGUACCUGCGCGGGAUCGGAAUUCGGCAGACCAGCCACAAUGAUGGAAUGUGGUAGCAUCGGUUUGGAUACUUUGAAUAUUAUUAUUGAACAACUGGAAGAGUGUAUGCAUCAUAUGACUGAGGCACAUGAACGGUUGAACAAGAGCGAACGUUCUUCCAGCUGCGAGAUGUUUAUAGAGGAACUUCAGAGCUUCCUUGGGACGUCAUAUCUUCUCCGCGAGCGUUAUAAACGCGUUUUUAUUCAACAGGCUCCCCAGCCGCUCCCAGACAUACCAUCCCUAGAUGCUUUAUCAGAAGACGAUACUGCUUCCUUCGUCUCGGCACUGGAGGAAAUUGAUUUUUCUGAACUAGAGAUUCAACUGAUGUCAAAUUUCCACCGUCCGCUUUACAGAUCGGCCUUAAAAGAACUGAAUGAAGGGAAUGCCGCUUUCAGGUCCGUGCGAACGGAGUUGAUGCAAUGCGAUUCGGACGUGGAGUACUUGGGCAAACUAAUCUGCGUCCGGCAAGGGUUCGACUUGCUUUUGUCUUGCCAAGACCCCGUGAAAUGGCUCACUCAGACAUUCUCUUCGCUGGCCUGUGGAAUUCUUAGUUGUUUAGGCUACUCUUCAGAAGAAUUCGAUGAUGCCUUCAAAGCACUGAUAGAUUUUAUGAAAGGAUCACGAUCACCUGAAGCACGGAACCAGCUUGUCGAUGAAUUGUACAACAAGGGCGUCCAAACUCUCAAUUUUUAUGACAUCGUCUUCGACCGCCUUCUACUUGAUGCCCUGGAGAAUCUCGGCAAUCCACCCUCCUCCAUCCUCGUUCUUACCCGUAAUAACUGGCUAAGUACCAGCUUUAAGAAGUCAGCGCUUGAUUCGGCAGUCUGGACCCUGCUCACAGCUAAACGCAAGUUACUGCAAUAUCCAGACGGCUUCUUCGCCCAUUACUAUCGUGUUGUAGAGACCGUUGCUCCUGCCCUUGCUUGGGGCUUUCUCGGCCCUGAUGAGUCCACCAAAGGCUUCUGUGAUAUUAUCCGUGAAGAUCUGAUGGCAUUUGUCCGCAACCUUUUUGUAUUCGCUGCUGACUCCAAUGAUUGCGGUAAUGAUGGAAGCGUUUGGGAGCGCACGCUUUCUGGCGAGCAGUUGUUUCCAACCGCCUCUGAAGACGUGGUGACUAACAGUGGUGGAGAUUUGAAGGAGAAUGGGAAGGAUAACCCAGAGGUACACCAUGAAGACGACGCAGAUGACGACGACGAUGGGGCGACCAUAACUGCGGAAGACUUUACAGAAGGCUCCCGAUCGAAAACCACACAGCCGGACGCCUACGGCGGUCUGCGCUUCACGACGAUUGAGAACCUGACAACUGACCUGUAUGCCAGUGUUGGCAUUCUCGAACGACACCUCUAUCAACACAUUGUCGAGUUUGCGUCAGAUGCGAGCCUGGACGUCUACGACGCUCUUCGCGAGCCAAUGGCUCAACCCCCCUUGCGAUAG
Messenger RNA from Dibothriocephalus latus, 1779 nucleotides. The record is from the annotation of a GenBank genome assembly. NCBI's taxonomy places the organism in Eukaryota, Metazoa, Platyhelminthes, Cestoda, Diphyllobothriidea, Diphyllobothriidae.